CUCCUCAGCCACCCGAGACAGCACCUUCGGUGAUCAUGUCGUCCGACCACCCGAUCGAAUCCAUCGAGGUCGCGGAACCGUCCGUGCACCACGUGCAGGUCGACCCCGAGGAUGAUCCGUGGGGGGGUCUGAUGGGGGACGGAGGAUACCCGACCGACGUUGACAGUUAUGCCACCUCAUUGAGCUCCUCCGUCCUCGACUACAAAUGGCUCAAUGGACGGCGUUUUCACGCGUACAAGGAGGGCAGCUACAAAUUCCCCAACGAUGAACGCGAGCAGAGCCGACUGGACAUGAUGCACUGUAUUUUCAAGCUGGCCAUGGGCGGCGAGCUGUUCCUCGCCCCGGUGGAUGUGGAGCAGCCGCUGCGGGUGCUGGACAUUGGCACGGGAACCGGCAUCUGGGCCCUGGAAGUUGGCGACCAAUUUCCAAACAUAAAAAUGAUCAUCGGAAACGACCUCAGUCCUAUUCAACCCGAUCUUGUCCCCCCCAACGUGGUCUUCGAAGUAGACGACGUGGAGGCUGAAUGGCCCCCGCGUGAACAGUUCGACCUGAUCCACGCGCGCUACAUGUGCGGAUCGAUCAAAGACUGGCCCAAGCUCUUCCGACAAGCCUACGAACAAACCCGCGACGGGGGCUGGAUUGAAUUCCAAGAAUUCCACCUCGUCAAUUACAGCCAAGACGGCACCCUCACCGAAGACAACAACGUCAAUAAAUUCUACAAGUUACUUGCUGAAGCCUGCGACCGCAUGGGUCGCCCGGUGACCGUCGGGGCCGAGUUGCCGGACUAUGCGGCCGCCGCGGGGUUUCGCAACAUCCACCACCGCGUGUACCCCUUGCCGCUGGGGCCCUGGCCCAUGAAUAAGCGGAUGAAAGAAACGGGCGCUCUCAAUAUGAUUCAGUUCCUAGAAGGUCUUGAAGCGUUCAGCGUGGCAACAUUCACUCAUAUCCUGGGAUGGAGUCCAGAGGCCGUGCAGCUGUUUCUGGCAGAGGUACGGGCGGAUGCGAUGCGGAAGGAUGUCCAUAUGAUGCAUAAUUUUCACGUAGUCUAUGCUCAAAAGCUAUAACGAUCCUCGUUAUGGUCGCUCCGAGGGAAAGAACGAGGACAAUGUACAUUACACACGCAGCCUUGUUGAUUGCGCCGAGAAAGUUUAUUCGGGAGUUUAAAGUGACGAUCGCUCUUCCUCGCUGCCUUACUGCUUGUCACCCACAUCAUCCUCCACCCUCUCCUGGGUUUAUCACACAUAAACGCGC
Aspergillus ibericus CBS 121593 is the source of this 1251-nucleotide messenger RNA. RefSeq names its product S-adenosyl-L-methionine-dependent methyltransferase. The transcript has 11 exons. NCBI's taxonomy places the organism in Eukaryota, Fungi, Ascomycota, Eurotiomycetes, Eurotiales, Aspergillaceae. Bases 36 to 1064 code for a protein of 342 amino acids. The record is from RefSeq and is a predicted model, not a curated record. Gene Ontology annotation, molecular function: methyltransferase activity.